AUGUCGGCUAUUUCAGAUAGCGAUACAGAAGCAGACGUAGUGUCUAGGAACCUGUGUGGGGUUGUGGAUAUCGGGUCUAAUGGAAUUCGAUUCAGCAUCUCUUCCAAAGCAUCGCACCAUGCGCGGAUCAUGCCGUGUGUGUUCAAAGACAGAGUAGGAAUAUCGCUUUUUGAAGUGCAACACUGCAAGAACUCGCUGGAGAAGAUUCCGAUCCCAGUAGACACGAUUAAGGAAGUGUGCGCGGCGAUGAAAAGGUUCAAGCUGAUCUGCGAUGACUUCGGGGUGCCGGAGACGGCGGUGCGGGUGGUGGCGACCGAGGCAACGCGGGAGGCGCUGAACGCGCAGGAAUUUGUGGACGCUAUCCGUGAGUCGACCGGGUGGCUGGCGAAGAUGCUGACGCGGGAAGAAGAGGGCCGGAUCGGAUCCUACGGGGUGAUCUCGUCGUUCAACGCGGUGUCUGGCCUUUAUAUGGACUUGGGCGGGGGUAGCGUGCAGCUGUCGUGGGUGAGCUGCCAGAACGGUGAAAUCAAGCACUCUUCGACACCGGUAUCCCUGCCCUACGGUGCGGGCGCACUCAGCAGACGGAUGCACACGGAGAACAAGCGGGACCUGUUUAUGGAAAUAAAAUGCGCGCUGCAGGACGCUCUUCCGAAAAUCGGCAUUCCGCAUGCGAUGAUCGCCGCGGCCAAGAGCAGCGGCGGCUUCGAGCUGUUUACGUGCGGCGGCGGGCUGCGUGCGAUGGGCUACCUGCUUCUGUCGCAGAUCAAAGAAUAUCCCAUCAAGACCGUUAUCAAUGGCUUUUCGUGCAGCUCGGAAGAGUUCCUGACGAUGUCCGACCUGCUCUUCCUGAAGGGCAAGGUGCCCGGUCACAAGAAGGACAGCAAGAUAUUCAAGGUCUCGCAGCGGCGGGCACAGCAACUGCCUGCGGUCGGGCUGCUCAUGUCGGCCGCGCUGGAGUCCCUCCCGAAGAUUAACAUCGUGCACUUCAGCGAAGGCGGCGUAAGGGAGGGAACUCUGUAUUCCAUCCUUCCCCGUGAGAUCAGAGCGCAGGACCCUCUAAUAAUCGCAACAAGACCUUAUGCCCCGCUCCUUGCCUCUAAGUACCUGGAGCUGCUAAAGGCCGCCCUUCCCGAGAGCGAUGUCCCCGCGCUUGUCAUUGACCGCAUUGCGCCGGCGCUAUGUAACCUGGCGUUCGUGCACGCAUCUUACGCAAAGGAGCUGCAGCCCACCGCCGCCCUGCACGUGGCGACUACCGGGAUUAUCGCCGGCUGUCACGGCCUCUCGCAUCGCAUCCGUGCCCUGAUCGGUAUCGCUCUGUGCAACAGGUGGGGUGCCGACAUCCCGAAGCCGGAAGAGGCACACAAGAAGGCCCUGGAAGAAGCCGUCCUCAGAGACAGCGGCAAGCCGGACUGCCAUCGUACCCUUUUCUGGACCAAGUACGUGGGCUUCAUCAUGUUCCUGAUAUGUGGCGUCCAUCCUGGCGGCAACAUAAGGGACGGCGUGUUUACCUUUGACGUGCACCGCAAGGACGACGUGGAAGCUGAUCUCCAGGACUUGGCACUGGGCGACAGUCGCUACACCAAGAGCCAAACUUCCUCCAGAAAGCCUGUCUUCGAGGUGGUUGUGAAGAUCAGUAGAGAUGACCUGAAGACGAGCGCGUCGGUCCGCCAGAGAAUUAUAACCCUACAGAAAAGAAUCAGAAGACUCUCCAGAGGUAGUACCGAGAAGGUCAAGGUAGGGGUACAGUUUUCAGAGGCGUGCUAG
Messenger RNA from Eremothecium gossypii ATCC 10895, 1764 nucleotides. RefSeq names its product Rtg2p (gene RTG2). The transcript has a single exon. NCBI's taxonomy places the organism in Eukaryota, Fungi, Ascomycota, Saccharomycetes, Saccharomycetales, Saccharomycetaceae. The record is from RefSeq and is marked provisional. Gene Ontology annotation, biological process: regulation of transcription by RNA polymerase II. The coding region runs from base 1 to 1764 and encodes 587 amino acids.